Striga hermonthica is the source of this 510-nucleotide messenger RNA. NCBI's taxonomy places the organism in Eukaryota, Viridiplantae, Streptophyta, Magnoliopsida, Lamiales, Orobanchaceae. The record is from the annotation of a GenBank genome assembly.
AUGACUUUGAUAACCUACACCACCCUAAAAAAAUCAUAUCUCUACAACUUCUUCCCAGCAAAGGAGGAGGAGGGAAUGGUCGGGACCCACCUCCCCCGCACGCUGGUGGAGAUAAGAGACGUGCACCGCCCGCCGUCGCCAGAGGCCGGCCGGUGGGGGAUCAAGAAAAGCAUAAGCCAGCACGAGGUGGCCUCCGGCAAGGUGGUGGUGUCGUUCGGGGACACGUUCGAGCACGUGCUCCGACACUGGAACUUGGUGAUGGCGGCCAACAUCGCGGUGUGGGGCCGCAAGGUGGCAGUGGUGGUGUGGGACGUGACAGACGAGAAAAAUCCUAUGAGGUACGAGGGAGGACACAUCCACUUCCACAUGACACCGAGCGGGAGUUGUCUGCUGACUUGUGGAGAGGUGCUUAGGGCGCGCGGGGUCAAGGCCGAGGACGUCAUCGGCCUAUGUUGGGACUCCAAGGACUCGUGUUUUCAUAUCAAGCUUUUUCCUUCCAAUGUUUCUUGA